This is a messenger RNA of Babesia ovata, 4467 nucleotides long. Its product is annotated as phosphoglycerate mutase. Gene Ontology annotation, biological process: inositol metabolic process; inositol phosphate biosynthetic process. Lineage: Eukaryota; Apicomplexa; Aconoidasida; Piroplasmida; Babesiidae. The record is from RefSeq and is a predicted model, not a curated record. The transcript has 7 exons. Gene Ontology annotation, molecular function: phosphatase activator activity; inositol hexakisphosphate kinase activity; diphosphoinositol pentakisphosphate kinase activity. Bases 1 to 4467 code for a protein of 1488 amino acids.
AUGGAGGCUGAUAUGCCUCCCCCGGCCUUCACGCCCAACCAGCAGGAGGCCGAUGAAGUUAUGAAGUUCAUACUUAAGCUCAAUGACGCAGCUUCAAACAAGCCCAUUCCCGACGUGGCGGACGUUGACAGCGGUGAUUCGAAUGCAGUGGGCAACAAUGUAGUCUCGAAGCUGGAAUCUAUACUCCAGAAGCUUCACGACAUGACUGAAGAUCACAAACCCGAGGACUACAGCGACUGCCGUUUCGGUAACAAGGCACAUCCCCAUUGGCUACAUGCAGUUCAAGAAAUGUGGGACGAAAUCGCAGAUGCGCUCGGGCUCGUUGAGGCGUGCCCUAGCCAAAGCAUGCGCCUUAUGAUCCGUGGCAAUUUUAUCCACUCAUUUGGAAACCAAGUGCGCAUAGAUUACGGAACUGGUCAUGAAUUGCAAUUUGUGAUGUUUCUGAAGCGACUGCGCGAUGUUGGUUUGAUAAGUAAUGAGGAUUUAAGUGGUGUCGCCCUUAGGGUGAUGUCCAGAUAUUUCCGGCUUAUCCAGCACCUGAUUGACAGGUACAGGCUUGAGCCUGCUGGAAGCAAAGGAGCAUGGGGCAUUGACCACUAUCAGUUUCUGCCUUUUGUGCUAGGUUCCGCCCAGCUAGCGUCGAACGAGACCAUCAAGCCGAGCGAGGUCAUUUUGCACGGAUUCAAACUUCCAGAGGAAGACAAGUACAUCUUUCUGCAGACCAUCGAGUACAUUAAAAAGACAAUCCUACAUCUACCCGUCACCGAAUGGCCUAUCGUGGAGUGUUUGAUUGCGUUCUACUCGACAAAUUUUCCGCUUGAGAAGGCCAUCGAUUACGUGAGGCGUUACAGGCCCAUAGUUCUCAAUGACGUCGAACGACAACGGGUCUUUAAAUCCAGGCUCGAUGUCUAUCGCGAGCUGCAGGCAUGCCGCAUCCCCCACCCCAACUACGUUGUGGUGGACCACGAGGCCGUCAGGAGGGGCAAGGCGACCUUCGAAGAAAACGAGGAUUACAUAGUCUACAACAACGUUAAGCUAAAGAAGCCCUUCAUAGAAAAGCCCAUUGAUGCCGAUAACCACAACAACUGGAUUUACUACCCGACCAACACCGGUGGCGGCUGCAAGAAGCUGUUCCGCAAAGUGCACGACAGGAGUUCGCGGUACUGUGCAGAUGUCAACACCGUGCGACGCGACGGUACCUACAUAUACGAGGAGUUCAUGUCCACCUUUGGUACGGACAUAAAGGUGUACACGGUUGGUUGUAUGUUCGCCCAUGCAGAGGCGCGCAAAUCACCGACGCUCGACGGCAAGGUUAAUCGGAACACGGAUGGCAAGGAGAUGCGUUAUCCGGUUAUUUUGACGGCAAAGGAGAAGGUCAUCGCUUACAGGAUCGUUGAGCACUUCCGUCAGGUGGUCUGCGGCUUCGACAUUCUGCGUACCAUAAACGGUCCUUAUGUCUGCGACAUCAACGGCUGGUCGUUCGUGAAACACAGCCGCCACCACAUGGACCUGAGCCAGAUCAUCCGCAUCAUGUUCCUGCUGAAGCUGCAGAUGAAAUACAACAUAACACUUGACAAAGUUAUACCCGCUCGCAUAGUGACCAACGAGACCGUGGAGGCUCUGAAGAAGACCUUCGUCGAUAUUGACCAAACCAUCGACAGGUCUGAGUCGCAGGAGGAACUGUGUUCCGUUGUAGUCAUCAUGCGUCAUGCGGACCGCAAACCCAAGCAGAAGGUGAAGAUCAUGACGUCGCACCCAUUGAUCGUCGGGUACUUCGAUGGCACCACGGACAAGCAGAUAAACCUGAAAGCGCCGGAGGAUAUGAAGCGUUUUACCGCUGUAAACAAAACCAUUUUGGACGAACUGGAGGCAGAACUGGUUCUGUGCAAUCCUCCAAAACAUUCUGACGAAGCCAACGAGGCAGAUAACCCUGCAUUAGUUGCACUGAAUGAACGGUUAACGUUGCACAAGGAGCUGGAGAACAUGUUGCACUCUUCCGAAGGAUUCGCCGGUAUUAAUAGGAAAAUACAGUUGAAGGGCAAAUUUGAUGACGAAGGUAAGGUGCAACAGGUCCUCGUGGUUGCUAAGUGGGGCGGUGAAUUAACAUCGGUUGGCCAGUGCCAGUCCGAAGACCUUGGGCGGCGAUUCAGGCAAUCGCUUUAUCCAACGGACUGCACGGGGCUUGUCAGGUUGCACAGUACCUACCGCCACGAUUUCAAGAUCUUUACGUCGAAUGAAGGUAGAUGCCAGCUCACAAGCGCAGCCUUCACCAAGGGCAUCCUGGACCUUGAGGGUGAGCUGACACCCAUUCUGGUCGCCAUGACGAUCCGUGAUAAGCGAGCGCAAAUGCUGCUCGAUGAUAACGUCGAGGUGCCAGAACGCAACCAGUGCAAGGACCGACUAAGCAGCCUCAUGGAGAACUGGGGAAACCAAGCUGAGGUGGAAAGGCUUCUGAUGAACAUGGAUGCCGACGAGGCUAAGUACUAUCGGAAGGCUCUGGAGAAAAUGAACUUUCAAACUGAGGACAUGAACCGGCUUACUAAGCUGCUGAACGAGUUCAUGAAUGCACUGGACCACGAGAUAACCAAGUGGAUGUACCUCUAUUCCGUUGAUGAAUAUGCGACCAGCGUCCUGGAGAUCCUGCAGGACAUGGCGCUGCGCUGGAAGAAUCUGACAACCAAACUUUAUAAGGGACCGGAAUGCAAGUUUCAAUAUACCAUGAUCGCGGAUAUUGUCGACAACCUGCGGUACGACCUUAUACACCACCACACGUACCUCGGCGGAGGACUUGACACCGCUUUCGAAAUAUACAACCUGGUUGGACCGUUGUCAGCGAUAUUGUCGCCGUGCGAGUAUGGGGUAACUCCAAGGGAGCGUCUAACUAUAGGAAUGAAGGUCGCAGGGAGGUUGCUGCAGAAGAUCGUUCACGACGUUACGCUGCACAAGAACUCCCGUGUCGUGACCAAUAAGGCCGUUUACCAGCAGCGCAAUCGUGACCAGCUUUAUGCGAAGCUGGUGGAGCAAAAUGUCAUCUGCCAUGAACGGCGCAACUCCAUCCAUGAAGGAUUCGACGAAUAUUACAGGAACAGAAUGCCGCAUGAGCGGACAUCUUCUGAACCAACCGAUUUCGUUCCCAAGGCAGAAAGUUUGGAUAUACAGAACAUGGUACGCACCGCCACAGCGGAUCCGUCGAAGAAAAUAUCACUCAUCGCUUCCACGUCCGCGAGCGCGGCCUCCGUAGCUGCCAGCAGCAUCGCAUUAGGUUCAGACGGCAUGAAGUAUACGCCCGAUCGUCCGAAAAUGACGUUCAUUGGUGGUGUUAAACCAAACGAAAUGAAGUUUUCCUGUCGUACGAAUAUGGAGGAAAUAUGGGAUCUUAUAUCUAGUGGCCAGAAACUCGCAGAACCCGUGGAGAUUAAUUCUGGUGGCACGUUGACGCUGAGCCGGACAAAAAGCCGGGAACAUUCUAGCGACGAUAUGGAUAACACCUCAAGUUCCGACGACAGCGAUAUUGUGAGGCAGGAGGUGAGCGAGGCAAGGAAAAUGAGUUCGGACCGCUCGCACCGCAUGGUGCGCUCGAGGUACUACGUUACGUCGGCUUCCAUCCUGUUCUCCUUGCUGAAUUUUCUAAAGUAUGCGCACUAUCUUGACGAUGAUGCCGACAAUUCGGAGCCACUGGUGCACUACAACACAAGGGAUUUGCACUACCUCUCUCACGUGGUGCUGCGAGUAUGGUGGAGCCACGGAAAAAACGGUGUGCCAGACUAUCGCGUCGAGAUUCUCGUCAGCCCAGGCGCCAGAGAUGGUUUCGGGCAAAACUACGGCAUCUUGGCCAGCAAUGCGCGUUCUCAGAAGCACAAAUACAGGAGGCAUAUUUCGAGGUUCAACCUUGAUUAUGUCCGCGGACAGGUAUUAUGUAAACAGUGUGGAGACGUCAUCGACCCCGCUUUCGUCAGAGCACAAUUCAUGGAUAACAUACGGGUGAAGUCCUACCAAUCUGGAUUGCGUCGAUCCGCAUCCACGGCAAACCUGCGAUACAUUGCAAAAUAUGUUAAAGGUACGGAGCUGGAGUUCGACCCGAAGGGAACAGUCACAGAUAAUACUGUAUCUCGUGAAAGCGCGCGCAAAGGAUCAUGGUGGUAUCGUUGCCAGCGAUGCGCUGCAUCCAACGUAACCUCCAUAAUACGCGCGACGUCAAACGUGAAGAGCACUCGUAGCUCUACAACAUCGGAGCAUAGCGAGUCUCCGGCAAAAAGCAGAAGCACAUCUUCGUCGCGAGAUGCGUCAUUCUCUCCCACAUUCGGCUUUACGGAGGAGCAGCUCAAGCAACACCGCACAGAACACGGAGCUGCUGUGCCUCCCUACUGCGAACUUAGUCGGCUGGCGACCAUAAACUACAAUUGCGAUAUCAACCGGCUUGAGCAGUUGGUGAACAAGGUUAGUAUAUUGCACGAACCUUAUUGGUGA